UAAGGACUUGGGGAGAUAGAGUAGGUGAUGGCAGUUUUGAAGUGUAGCAGAAAGCUUACUGCAUCCUGGGAACAUGGAUGCUGGUCAGGGAAGGGGAAAUGCGCUUCAAGUGGCAAAGGUCCCUGUGUGGUUUUCUUGACUACAGAGACCAGCUGUCUGAUUAUUUGGCUUGAUAGACUUGUGACUGGAGAACAUUAAAAGUAUUGAAAAUUGGAUGAUUGAGGAUACAUUUGAUGGAGGGGGAAUUUGCCUCAGCUGUUCUGUGCUCUUUUUAGACUAAGAUGCUUAUGUUGAAAGACCCAACCCUUUGCCAGAGUCAUGAAUAAGUUUCUCUUCUUGAAAAAAUCAAAGCCUCUUCAUUUUCAGAGUAGGAUUCAGCUGGGAGUAAGAAUAGUAAAUUGGUCACAUACUUCUCUGUUGUCUCUUUAGCCUGGCUCAAGUCUACCAAAAGGCUCUAGGGCUGUGGGUCUCUUCUGGAGUAAAUUAUCUGUGCGAAAUUAGUUCUUAUUUUAUUUCAGGCAACUCUGGGGUAGCCCUCCUGGCCUGGUAGCUUUGAAGAAAGAAGAGUAGAAGGAAAAACUAGAAUAAGUCAUGUCGGAGAUACUUGACCUCUCUUUUUUGUCUGAGGUGGAAAGGGAUUUGAUCCUGAAUGUUCUACAACGAGAUGAGGAGCUCCGAAAAGCAGAUGAGAAAAGGAUUAGGCGACUGAAGAAUGAGUUACUGGAGAUAAAAAGGAAAGGGGCCAAAAGGGGCAGCCAACACUAUAGCGAUCGGACCUGUGCCCGGUGCCAGGAGAGCCUGGGCCGUUUGACUCCCAAGACCAACACUUGUCGGGGUUGUAAUCACCUGGUGUGUCGGGACUGCUGCAUCCAGGAAAGCAAUGGUACCUGGAGGUGCAAGGUGUGCGCCAAGGAAAUAGAGCUGAAGAAGGCAACUGGAGACUGGUUUUAUGACCAGAAAGUGAAUCGCUUUGCUUACCGCACAGGCAGUGAGAUAAUCAGGAUGUCCCUGCGCCGCAAACCUGCAGUGAAUAAAAGAGAGACAGUGGGACAGUCCCUCCUUCAUCAGUCCCAGAUGGGCGAUAUCUGGCCAGGAAGAAAGAUCAUUCAGGAGCAACAGAAGGAGCCCAGUGUGCCAUUUGAAGUGCCCAAGCUGAAAAGUGGAAAGAGUGCACUGGAAGCUGAGAGUGAAAGUCUGGAUAGCUACACAGCUGACUCGGAUAGCACAUCCAGGAGAGACUCUCUGGAUAAAUCUAGCCUCUUUCCAGAAUGGAAGAAGAUGGCUGCCCCCAAAUCUCAGGUAGAAAAGGAAACUCAGCCUGGGGGUCAAAAUGUGGUAUCUGUGGAUGAGGGUGAAAUGAUAUUCAAGAAGAACACCCGAAAAAUCCUCAGGCCUUCAGAAUACACUAAAUCUGUGAUCGAUCUUUGCCCAGAAGAUGUGGGGCAUGAAAGUGGCUCCUUGGGAGACAGAAGCAAAUCUGUUCCAGGCCUCAGUGUGGAUAUGGAAGAGGAAGAGGAAGAAGAAGAAGACAUUGACCACCUGGUGAAGUUGCAUCGUCAGAAGCUAGCCAGAAGCAGCAUGCGAAGUGGCUCCUCCAUGAGUACGAUUGGCAGCAUGAUGAGCAUCUAUAGCGAAGCUGGCGAUUUUGGGAACAUCUUUGUGACUGGCAAGAUUGCCUUUUCUCUGAAGUAUGAGCAGCAAACACAGGCUCUGGUCAUUCACGUGAAGGAGUGCCACCAGCUGGCCUAUGCCGACGAAGCCAAGAAGCACUCGAACCCAUAUGUGAAGACUUAUCUUCUGCCUGACAAAUCCCGCCAAGGGAAAAGAAAAACCAGCAUCAAGCGGGACACCAUUAAUCCACUAUAUGAUGAGAUCCUCAGAUAUGAGAUCCCAGAAUCUCUCCUGGCCCAGAGGACUUUGCAGUUCUCGGUUUGGCAUCAUGGUCGUUUUGGCAGAAACACUUUCCUUGGAGAGGCAGAGGUUCAGAUGGAUUCCUGGAAGCUUGAUAAGAAACUGGAUCAUUGCCUCCCUUUACAUGGAAAGAUCAGUGCUGAGUCCUCGACUGGCUUGCCAUCACACAAAGGCGAGUUGGUGGUCUCAUUGAAAUACAUCCCAGCUUCCAAACUCCCCAUUGGAGGUGACCGGAAAAAGAGUAAAGGUGGGGAAGGGGGAGAGCUCCAGGUGUGGAUCAAAGAAGCCAAGAACCUGACGGCCGCCAAAUCAGGAGGGACUUCAGACAGCUUUGUGAAGGGAUACCUCCUUCCCAUGAGGAACAAGGCCAGUAAGCGUAAAACUCCUGUGAUGAAGAAGACCCUGAAUCCCCACUACAACCAUACAUUUGUCUACAAUGGUGUGAGGCUGGAAGAUCUCCAACACAUGUGCCUGGAACUGACUGUGUGGGACCGGGAGCCCCUGGCCAGCAAUGACUUCCUGGGCGGGGUCAGGCUGGGUGUUGGCACUGGGAUCAGUAAUGGGGAAGUGGUGGACUGGAUGGACUCAACUGGGGAAGAAGUGAGCCUGUGGCAGAAGAUGCGACAGUACCCAGGGUCUUGGGCAGAAGGGACUCUGCAGCUCCGUUCCUCAAUGGCCAAGCAGAAGCUGGGCUUGUGAGCCCCUGUCCUUCUCUGCAGGUCCAACCCUGUCAAGGGCAAGUCAGAGGAAGUGAAGAAACCAAGGGUGAAGAUUUAUAAUUUAUGUGUGUGUGUGUGAUGUGUGUGUGUGUAUAAAUGUGUAUUUCUACAAAUCUCAUUAUGCUAGAGCAAUGUAGACUUCUUCCCCUUUUUAAAGCAGGCUUAAGAAUAAGGGUCUCCUCAAAAUGUUUUUACUUGUGCAUAAACUACUAUAUAUUUUCAGAGUCCAUUUUUCUUAUAUCUUUAUGAGAUUUAAUUAACUUAUCUUUUAAAACAACGUUUUUAUCAUCUGUCUUGCUAUCCUGGUUCCUCCUCCCCAGGAAGCCCUGGCUGCCUUUGGCAUUCAUACUGGUCUAUGUUUCAGGGUGUGCCUGGUCUGAGGCCAAGGCUCUGGAAAGUAGGGGUAGAUUACUAAAGACAGGAGAAGAUGGGAGAGAGGUGAGUAGGUCCUUUCUUUCUUCUCCAAUUUAUGCUUUUAACUCCAUUUCUACCUUGAUACAUUUCUGGAAUUUGGUUUUUAACUCUUCUUGUUUAUAGCAGUUUCCACCUUACUUGGGUCUAAUGGUUUUCUUGGAAAUGCUAAGAAAAUGUCUAAGUUGCUUCCAGUUUUGAACAUCUUCCCUAGGCCUUUGAUGGACCCUUACAACAGAGCCGCUUUAGAAGAGCACUUUAAUUAGAUAAUUGCCUUUGGACUGGGUCACAGGCAUGCCCAGUAAGGGCUUCUCAGUGGUCCCCAAGGAGACCAGUGACCGAAUAUCUCCAAGCCCAUGCUGAAUUCUUUGCAUUUUGAACUGAUACAGCAGUCGUUAGAGAGCUCCUAAUUUCUCUAAUGAAAGGGAAAUUAGGAGCUCUUCCCUCUCACGUACCACACUUUUCUUAGUGUUUGUGUCUGCUGUGUGUUACCACCCAGAAUAGGGUCUGCAUACUAUUAUGUCAGCCGGAAUAGCCACAUAUGGUCUAAACCAGUCCAGUGUUUCUCCAGGCUGGGCACUGUUAGUGUCCAAGAGUGUGUUCAGAGAAUCUCCCAGGUUUUCUUUCUUCUUGAAGUGGUUUCAGUUCCUGUUUUUCUGUUGUUUCCUAAAGUUGACCUAGAUGUGACCUGGUUGUGGUGGGUUGAGACCUUUCUAAGAAGGGUCUAGCGAUCUAAGGUUCAUUUUCUGAAACUCACUGUCCCCAACUGACCUUUUUAUUCUCGCAGUUGUAUCUUCACAAAGUCAUUUGUAAAAGGAGUCUGUACCAGGAAAGAAAACUCUUUCAGUAAAGUUGGCUGCUAGUGGACUCUCCUAUAAGGCUACUGGAUUGAAGGUGGCCACUAUGGUUUCUGUUGUAUGUGUGAAGUGAAUGGAAGAGUGUUUUAAAAAGGUUUAUUCGGUGUGGAUUGAUAUUGUAAUGGAAGGCAUAACUUGGGUUCCUGGACUGUCAUUUGCUCCUUUGUUCUCCACCCCCUAAAAUGUGUGUGUGCUUCAAUAAAGCUUUCUUCCUUGUCAA
This is a messenger RNA of Hippopotamus amphibius kiboko, 4118 nucleotides long. RefSeq names its product synaptotagmin like 4 (gene SYTL4). Lineage: Eukaryota; Metazoa; Chordata; Mammalia; Artiodactyla; Hippopotamidae. Gene Ontology annotation, biological process: intracellular protein transport; exocytosis. The transcript is spliced from 16 exons. Gene Ontology annotation, molecular function: phospholipid binding; small GTPase binding; neurexin family protein binding. The record is from RefSeq and is a predicted model, not a curated record. Gene Ontology annotation, cellular component: exocytic vesicle; plasma membrane. The coding region runs from base 592 to 2610 and encodes 672 amino acids.